AUGAUCACCCCGCCUCAUUUAAACGACCGAAGCAUAUUUUCAUAUGCACCUCCUUCCUAUAAGCCAUCGGCUGCAGAAAUGGCUUCGAGAAGUCGUAACAACAACAAUGAUGACGAUGACAAAAAGUAUGCUGGUAUUACUGACUGUCCAACGGAAAUACAUUGUAUAUUGCCUGAUGGCAUAAAGGUUGAAAAUCAUCCGACUCGAGACGGUGAAACGAAUUGGGGACUGUAUGCUACAAAAUUGUUUCCAAAACAUUCGGUUAUUUACACCAGAGCACAUGGCGGUUAUAUACAUGAUAAAAAUGUCGACUAUAAAUUGGUCAUUGAUCCAGAAAGUAAAUAA
Molecule: messenger RNA, 345 nt
Organism: Didymodactylos carnosus
Lineage: Eukaryota; Metazoa; Rotifera; Eurotatoria; Philodinida; Philodinidae
Source: the annotation of a GenBank genome assembly